Messenger RNA from Tarenaya hassleriana, 3099 nucleotides. RefSeq names its product protein FAR1-RELATED SEQUENCE 5. Lineage: Eukaryota; Viridiplantae; Streptophyta; Magnoliopsida; Brassicales; Cleomaceae. The transcript has 2 exons. Gene Ontology annotation, biological process: regulation of DNA-templated transcription. The record is from RefSeq and is a predicted model, not a curated record. The coding region runs from base 516 to 2900 and encodes 794 amino acids. Gene Ontology annotation, molecular function: zinc ion binding.
AUCAUGUUCCCGAGUAGUUGGGCCAAGGGCUGGGCCGACACAGAUGAGCGCAUACAGGAUCCGACGGUUGGUAGAUGCCGAGAGAUCCAAAAGGCCAAGAGAAACACAGCGCCGUCCCGUAGCCCCUCCACGCAUUGCCGCCGACGACCAGCACGACGUCGACGACUCUCUCUCUCUCUCUCUCUCAGAGCGCCUUCUUCUUCCAUUUCUAGUUUCGUCCCUCAUUUGUCUUCGCCACUUAAACUUCCGCCUUUUGCCUCAUUCCAACCCUAGGCACUUCUUCUGCGUUUCUGGGUUUCUUCUGAUCAUUCACUCCCAAUUUCCGAAGGCGUGCUCUUAUUUCGCUGAACGUCGUCGUCGGAGAACCACGGGGAAGAAAGAUUCAUGACAAUCGUCGAGGUCCUCCUUUUCUGCCUUCCAUAAUCCCCUUUCGGUUGAAAGUUUGCUGUUUUGGUAGCCUUUUCCCUUGGUCGUCUAGUCUAAUUUCGUCCUCUAUCACUUUGGAAGACGUGGGUAUGGAUAAUGAAGUGCUAGAAUUCGAUAUAGGUGUGGGAGUUAGUAGUGGAGGAGAUGUUGAUGACGACGCUAUCGAUAUUGAACACCAUGCUAUCGAUGAGGAUGAUAUGAUUGAUAGCCCAAUUGCUGGAAUUUCCGUUGGAAAUGCUGGAUUUAGUGCUAAUGGGGUUGAAGGUGGUGGAAAUUACUUCCCUGAGAGAGAGCUUCUGGAUCUUGAGCCUUACGAGGGUAUGGAGUUUGAGUCGGAAGAGGCUGCUAAGGCCUUCUACAAUUCAUAUGCCCGACGGGUUGGCUUUAGCACCCGUGUUAGUUCCUCGCGGCGGUCCAGGCGAGAUGGAGCUAUUAUACAGAGGCAAUUUGUGUGUGCCAAAGAAGGUUUCAGGAAUAUGAAUGAAAAGCGCACCAAGGAUAGGGAGAUCAAGCGGCCCAGGACAAUUACCAGAGUAGGAUGCAAAGCCUCCUUGUCUGUGAAGAUGCAUGAUUCCGGUAAAUGGGUUGUAUCUGGCUUUGUAAAAGAGCACAAUCAUGAGUUGGUUCCUCCCGAUCAGGUUCAUUGUCUCCGCUCGCACAGGCAAAUAUCUGGUCCUGCUAAGACCUUGAUAGAUACAUUGCAAGCUGCAGGGAUGGGCCCCCGCAGGAUAAUGUCAGCUCUGAUAAAAGAAUAUGGUGGCAUCAGCAAGGUUGGCUUCACCGAGGUGGACUGUAGGAAUUAUAUGCGGAACAACCGACAGAAGAGCAUAGAAGGAGAGAUACAACUUCUUCUGGACUAUCUGAGGCAGAUGAAUGCUGAGAACUCGAGCUUCUUUUAUGCUGUACAGGGAAGCGAAGAUCAGUCUGUGGGUAAUGUGUUCUGGGCUGAUCCAAAAGCUAGAAAGGAUUUCACUCACUUUGGAGAUACUGUUACUUUUGACACAACCUACAGGUCCAACAGGUAUCGCUUACCUUUUGCACCGUUCACUGGUGUAAACCACCAUGGGCAACCUGUUCUCUUUGGCUGUGCAUUUCUGAUAAAUGAAAAUGAGGCUUCAUUUGUAUGGCUUUUCAAUACGUGGCAUAAAGCAAUGUCUGCCCGUGCUCCUGUGUCGAUCACCACUGACCAUGAUGCUGUUAUAAGCGCAGCCAUCAUGCAGGUUUUUCCAGAGACCCGACAAAGGUUUUGCAAAUGGCAUAUCUUCAAAAAAUGCCAAGAAAAGCUGUUGCAUGUUUUCCUCAAGCAUCCUACUUUUGAGGCGGACUUCCACAAAUGUGUCAAUUUAACUGAAUCGAUCGAGGAUUUUGAGUCAUGUUGGUUGUCGCUUCUUGACAAAUACGAGCUAAGAGAUAAUGAUUGGCUACAAGCAAUAUACUCUGAUCGUCGGCAGUGGGUCCCAGUAUACAUCCGUGACACCUUUUUUGCUGAAAUGUCCACAACUCAGCGCAGUGACAGUAUGAAUUCAUAUUUUGAUGGUUAUGUAAACGCCUCAACCAAUCUGAGUCAGUUCUUCAAGCUGUAUGAAAAAGCUUUAGAGAGUCGGCGUGAGAAAGAAGUUAAAGCAGAUUAUGAUACAAUGAACUCACCCCCUGUUCUGAAGACUCCAUCUCCGAUGGAGAAGCAGGCGUCAGAUCUUUACACUAGAAAGUUGUUCAUGAGAUUUCAGGAGGAAUUAGUUGGAACUUUAACUUUCAUGGCAUCUAGAGCGGGUGAUGAUGGGGAUGUCAUUACCUAUCAGGUGGCAAAGUAUGGAGAGGAUCACAGGGCUCAUUUCGUCAAGUUCAAUGUUUUGGAGAUGAGAGCAAAUUGCAGUUGUCAGAUGUUUGAGUUCUCAGGCAUCAUUUGCAGACAUAUAUUGGCAGUCUUCAGGGUCACAAAUGUCCUCACACUUCCACCUCAUUAUAUCCUCAAAAGAUGGACCAGAAAUGCCAAGAGCAGUGUCAUAUUUGAUGAUUAUGGUUCUCAUGCAUUUGCCAAUUAUUUGGAGUCCCAUACUGUCCGUUAUAAUACCUUACGCCAUAAAGCUUUGCAGUUUGUAGAAGACGCUGCUAACUCUGUUUAUACUUGCGAUGCUGCGGUUGUCGCUUUGCAAGAAGCUGCCACGACUGUUGCCUUAGCCAUGAAAAAUGAAGGUAGAAAAACUAUUACAAACGGGCAUAUUGUGGAAAGAUUAGUAGCCGACAGAAACCAAGCAGACAACCAUGGUGACCAUCAAAUGUCUGAGCAAUCUGAAUCUGAGGAUGAUGCGGACAAGAAGAUACAGCAACUCAGAAACGAGCUGGAGUUAGCAACCCGGAAAUGCGAAGCUUACAGGGCUAACCUACUUUCAGUCUUGAAAGACAUGGAAGAUCACAAGAUACAAUUAUCCAUCAAGGUGCAAAACAUAAAAAUUAGCUUGAAGGAUAGUCUCUGAGUACAUCCUCAGCAUCCCCUGCCUUGCUUCUAGUACCAAUAGCUUAUAGCUUACAGUGUAUAUUUUGUCGUUUUUACACUUCAACAUACCCCUGUUUCAGUAGGGUAGGUAGCCUUCCUUACAGAUGUUGUAUUCACAUUUCUUACGUAUUUUGAGUAAAGCUCGUGGUUCGUUAUCGGCCAUGGCGCCGCCAUGGUUC